Gilbertella persicaria is the source of this 1627-nucleotide messenger RNA. Its product is annotated as DEAD-domain-containing protein. Gene Ontology annotation, cellular component: nucleolus. Gene Ontology annotation, molecular function: nucleic acid binding; ATP binding; RNA helicase activity. Gene Ontology annotation, biological process: maturation of LSU-rRNA from tricistronic rRNA transcript (SSU-rRNA, 5.8S rRNA, LSU-rRNA). The record is from RefSeq and is a predicted model, not a curated record. The coding region runs from base 69 to 1574 and encodes 501 amino acids. NCBI's taxonomy places the organism in Eukaryota, Fungi, Mucoromycota, Mucoromycetes, Mucorales, Choanephoraceae. The transcript has 3 exons.
AAAAAAAAAAAAAGGAACAUCCUCUAAAUUUUUCGAGAUCUUUUCCAUUUUUUUUUUGAUCAAUCGCCAUGGGAGACACAAAGAAAAGACAACUUGCUUCAGACCGUUCAGUUUCAGCAAAGAAACAAAAACAAGAAGAAAAAGAUAACCAAAAAGACAUCUCCCUUAACACAGAAGAGCAACAAGUAAUUGAUGUUAACUAUGAUUUUGACUCUUUAGACUGUUGUGAACGCACCAAAAAUGCAAUUAAAGAACUAGGAUUUCCUAAAAUGACUGAAGUACAAGCCCGUACGAUCCCUCCUUUGAUGGCUGGCCGGGAUGUACUUGGUGCUGCUAAGACAGGCUCUGGUAAAACCUUGGCCUUUUUGAUUCCCGCUAUUGAAAUGCUCUAUCGUCUCAAAUUUAAGCCUAGAAAUGGUACAGGUGCUAUCAUUGUGUCCCCCACUAGAGAAUUAGCUCUUCAAAUCUUUGGUGUUGCAAAGGACUUGCUCAAAUACCAUCAGUUGACGUAUGGUAUUGUUAUUGGUGGUGCUAAUCGAAAAGCAGAAGCUGAUAAGUUGGUAAAGGGCGUCAAUCUGAUUAUUGCUACACCUGGUCGUUUAUUAGAUCAUUUACAAAAUACUCGAGGCUUUGUGUUUAAAAAUUUGAAGGCUUUGAUUAUUGAUGAAGCAGAUCGAAUUCUGGAAAUUGGUUUUGAAGAUGAAAUGCGACAAAUUGUAAAGAUCUUGCCUUCAGACAGACAGACCAUGUUGUUUUCAGCUACCCAGACAACCAAAGUGACAGAUUUAGCCAGAAUUUCAUUGAAAAAAGGACCACUUUACAUUAACGUCCAUGAAAACCGAGAUACAUCAACAGCAGAUGGUUUAGAACAAGGCUAUGUUGUGUGUGAUUCAGAUCGUCGCUUUUUGCUGCUGUUUACCUUUUUGAGAAAAAACAUGAAAAAGAAGGUGAUUGUAUUCUUUUCUAGCUGUAAUUCCGUAAAAUACCAUGCAGAACUCUUGAAUUAUAUUGAUGUGCCCGUCUUAUCACUUCAUGGUAAACAAAAGCAACAAAAGCGUACAAAUACUUUCUUUGAAUACUGUAAUGCUGAAAGAGGUAUUCUAUUAUGUACAGAUGUAGCAGCAAGAGGCUUGGAUAUUCCUGCUGUUGACUGGAUUGUUCAAUUUGAUCCACCAGAUGAUCCCCGUGAUUAUAUUCACCGUGUAGGCCGUACUGCCCGUGGAUCCAAUGCCCAAGGAAAAAGUUUAUUGUUCUUGUUGCCUAGCGAACUUGGUUUCUUAAGAUACUUGAAGCAUGCCAAGGUGCCAUUAAAUGAAUACCAAUUCCCUGCCAAUAAGAUUGCCAAUGUUCAAGGACAACUGGAGAAGUUGAUUGAUAAAAACUAUUACUUGAAUCAAUCAGCCAAAGAUGGAUAUCGUUCUUACAUUCAAGCUUAUUCUUCUUUCAGCUUGAAAAAGAUCUUUGAUGUAAAUAAUUUAGAUUUAGCCAAAGUUGCUAAAGGCUUUGGUUUCUCUACACCGCCUAAAGUCAAUCUCGGUACUCUCAAGCAAGCAAAGAAUCAACCAGAAAAAUAAGUCUUGUGAUCUGUAUUUCUCAUUGGCCUGAAUAAAAGCAAAUUUUCUUACUC